AUGAGCUCUUGGUUGAAUGAAGCUGCCGUCCAGAAUCACAAUGGCAACGGCUUCCCUCAUAUCAACGACCCAAAUGCAUCCGUUGGUGGGAUUAUGGAUCCGUCGGCCUUUGUGGCCAACGCCGCACAGUUCAACCCGGCCUCGGCGAACCAGUUCACGAACUCCCAGCAGAUGAUGGCAUUACAGAAUGGCGCCAUGCGCCAUGCUUCACCGUCGUCUUUCUCGAACCCCAUGUACCAGACAAAUUCUGUUGUUCCAUCCAAACGGCCUCGUCCACGGGAGGAUGGUGUUGGCGCAUCGCCGCGACAAAAUGCCGGCAUGUUACCAACUUCACGCGCUGAGACACCCCAGCAGGCACAUUUUCCAGCCUACACUCCAGGCUCUCAUCCGCAACAAAACACUCCUCAAUCUUUUCAGCACUUGCCGCCCAAUGGCUCUGCGAAUGCCAGUCCGUCUCCGAUUAUGGGAAAUCAGAUUCGCUCUGGGAGUGUUCCUCAGCGGGUUUCGACCACUUCACCACAUCCCUUUUCCCCUGCCUCUCAAAAUUUUGUUCCUCAAGCAUCUCCCGUCCCAUCAGAGGCGGCGCCUCAGCCAAACGCAUACGGAACACCAUCCUUCGCCCCUGUUUUCAAUUCGAACUUCGCAUCACAGCCAUCUGCUGGCCGACCCUCGCCGAACCUACAAGCGCCCGGCGUCUAG
Grosmannia clavigera kw1407 is the source of this 699-nucleotide messenger RNA. RefSeq names its product arid bright domain containing protein. The transcript has 2 exons. The record is from RefSeq and is a predicted model, not a curated record. NCBI's taxonomy places the organism in Eukaryota, Fungi, Ascomycota, Sordariomycetes, Ophiostomatales, Ophiostomataceae. The coding region runs from base 1 to 699 and encodes 232 amino acids.